This is a messenger RNA of Paramuricea clavata, 1985 nucleotides long. The record is from the annotation of a GenBank genome assembly. Lineage: Eukaryota; Metazoa; Cnidaria; Anthozoa; Malacalcyonacea; Plexauridae.
AUGUUUGAUUUUGAACUUGAUAAAGUAUAUACAUUAAUACAAUUUAUAGAUGUCGACAGAUAUUGCCUGGCCGGUCCGGAGGCACUUGGAAUGGAGAAUGGAGAGAUUGAAGAUUCGCAGAUUACAUCAUCAAGCUUUAUACCCGGAAUGGAACCAUCGAAGGGACGAUUGAAUGCCGGCACCGCCUGGGUAGCAUCUUCUAGAAAUAGUAACCAAUGGAUUCAAGUUUGUGUCAACGAAUCAGUAGUUUUCACAGCAAUUGCCACUCAAGGUAUUGGGGAUGAAUAUUCUCGUGUAACUUCGUAUGCUGUGUCUUAUAGUUCUGACGGAGAAACCUUUCAGGUUUACACAGUUACUGGCACUCGAAAGGUAAGAUGAUAACAGAGUAAGUUUGAUAACAGAGUAAGAUUACAGAUGUUAACAGGGUAAGUGAAAUAAAAACCUUGGGGGUUGUGGUAGAUGACCAGCUUCUUUGGAAAAAUCAUGACGCUACAAUUGCCAAAGUUUCAAAAGGAAUCGGUAUGUUGAGACGAAUGAAACCUUACGUACCGAAAUUUACUUUAAUGCAUGUCUACAAUGCCCUAAUUCUGCCUCAUUUUGACUAUUGUAUAGUCUUGUCUGGGAUACAUGCAGUAAUUAUCUAAUUGAAAAUUUACAAAAAUUACAGAACAGGGCUGCAAGGGUCAUUUCAGGCAAAUCGUAUGAGAUUAGAUCGUGACUAUCGUGUGAGAUUUUAUCAGAACUUGGUUGGCGGCCACUGCAUGGCAGAACGAAUGAAAUUCAAAACGGCAAAGUUCAUGUAUAAUGUGAAAAACAAUAAUCUAAAUGAGCCUAUGGCAGAUAUUUUUGAAAUUAGUAACAAUGAAUUUCAUAAUUUGCGAAGUAAUGCUGUUAAUUUCCAUAUUCCUAUAAGCCUAAACCCAAUUUUUUUUAAAAAGUAUUAGCUACUCUGGGCAUAACGAUUAAUCAAUUUAAAAGUAUUCUUGGUAGCCAAUGCUGUUUCUAAUCUUGAUUUGUUACUUUGUGCUGAAGGGCUACCGUUUUUAAAUAAGUUUAAAUAAUAAUAAUAAUAUAACCAGAGCAGGUCUUAAUUUGCAGCGCGAUGCUCAAACAAAAUUUUGCAAAAACAGAGACUUUAUUGCAGUGAAAAGGUCUAGCAUGCAGUGAGUUUAGUCAGUUUUUGUGAUGGUUAUGUUUGCAUGUCCUGUAACUUUAAUACUCUCUUAACUUCUUCCUCUAAAGGUGUUCCCAGGAAAUACUGACGGGAAUACGGUUGUGACGAAUACUAUCACGCCACCAAUAACUGCCCGUUGUAUCCGGAUACAUCCGGAAACAUGGAACGCGAACGCAUACAUAGCGAUGAGAAUUGAACUUUACGGAUGCGGUAUGUUUAUUCAUUAAUGAAACUGAAUGUAAUGAAUUAUACCAAAUACUCCAUAAAAUGGGCAGUGGACUAUAAGAAGUACCGUAUAUAAACUUGUGAGGAGCGGCAAAAACAAAGCAAUGUUCAGAGGGCUCCCAUAUAUAUGCAGGGUUAGAAUCGAACGGUCGAGUUAUAGAGGCGCCAGACUCACAGUCAGAAUUGGGGGAUUCCCCCAAAACAAUUUAGAAACCUAUUGUCUUUAAAAUGCCCCUUCAUGUACUUUUAUAUAUAGUUAGGCCAAUUUUAAUGGACUUAAAUCCAAUGCUCAAAAUGCUAGACAAAAGUUGUAAAUUUGCAUGCGAUGCCUCUUUAUUUUAUCACCUUGCGCCAAAUAGCCUACCGUAAUCAAAGAUCCCGGCGGGGAAUAUAUUCCCCACACUCCUUUCUUUGUCUUUUUCAGAGAGUUACUUGAAAUAUUAAAUAUUUCUAAAUAAGUACAAGAUAAUUCUAUGAAUUUAAAAAAUUACCUGCUCUAAUUACUUGAUUUGCGUUAUUUCUAAGGAACUCAUGAAAAUGCUAUAUAUGAUAAUUGUGUCGAAGCGCAUCAGAAAGCUUGCCAAGC